AUGGCACGCUAUCUCACGCCGGCCAAGAUUGGCCUACUAGCUCUGAUUGAGCUUUAUGUCGAAGAAACGGUACCUAACGACGCGAUCAUUCCGGUCCUGAGCUUCCUCACCUCUCACAUCCUCGACAGCGAUUUGCAAAGCACGAUGACAACUACGCCAAGCGCAGCAAACCGGUGGCAGAGAGCUGAGCGUAGCAUCGGAUUGGUCGUUUCCAUCAAAGAUUUCGAGGACCUCUUGCUUCCCUUUCCGGCGGCCGAUCGGCUGCCCGGCCGUCGUCUGUGGGACAGGUUUUUAGAGAAGCUGUGGGGCAUCGAUUCUCUCGAUGCAUUGCAAACAUUCUUCUCCCGUCAGCCACGAGUGUUGGCGCGAACUAGAGAGGAGCUGCGUCGGAUGACAGAGCUUGGAGAGGAACUGCCGUCCGGGAUACUUUUGGCGCGGAACUCGCCCUUGGGAGCUUUCGUAAGGAAGGCGGUGUUGGAGUUCACGAGGCUGCAGUUUCAUCACUCGGCGGAGCUAUGGAAGGCGUUCGUCAAGUACCGCCAGCCUACGGUUUCUUACUGGAGGAGACGGAAUCCUCAGUGCGGGAGACUCAGUUUCGACUCGGUAUUGAUGGAGAGCCAGCAUGAAUGGGGAUCUUUCACGGAUGGAAUUGCUGUGACGGCAUACGGUGGCAUGCUCAUGGAUGAAGAAGACGGCGCGCUACCGGUCAGCACAGACGACAUCGAAAGCCUCCUUGAGUUCCAGAUCGAUCAGAUACAGAAGUAUGGCGCAAGAGUGCCCGCGGAAAUCAAGGCCAAGUUCCACGCCAUGUUAAGAGACAGCCACGUCGUUCCCAGUCUGUCCCAUUAUCUCAACUUCUCAGAUGCUUGGAGAUCCGGUGAUUAUCCAUCAGCGUUUGACUACCUGCACAGAUACUUCGACUACACCAUGCAAAACCGCGACCGUCUUUUCUACCACUACGCCCUCAUGAACCUGGCAAUCGUACAGUCGGACUUUGGCUGCCAUAAGGAGGCAAUGGCAACCAUGCUGGAGACCAUCUCCACCGCUCGAGAGAACAAGGACAACACUUGUCUCAACUUCUGUCUCAACUGGUUCUAUCAUUUUGGCCGGGCACACCCAGAUCUCGUCCAAGAUCUCGAGGCCAACAGCAUGAUCGGGAGCGGUAAGGAAGCUCUUGCCUUCCUCCGAGCGAAAGCCAAAGAAACCGGCAUGCUCGUGCUCCGGAGUUCGGCCCUCCUUAGCGAAGCCAAGCUCAACAUGGCCAACGGCGAAAGCAUUGCCGGCGCCAUGGAACACCUCGUGCGCAGUUCGCAUAUCAUCGUCGAAAGAAACAUGAAGAGCCUAAUCGGCUCGCAACUAUCCGUCACCACCUCGCUCUGGGACCGACUCGGCAUCUCCUACCUCUCCACCAUGACCAGUGAGGUCUUUUUGCGCGUCCACGCCCCAAGCGCAUGCUUCGACGACGAGCUCAAGAUGGUCUGCCGGCUAGCCGGCACCCUCGCCGGCAAGGGCAAGUACGACGAAGCCUUCGCCAAGCUCGAGGACGGCAUCGACAAGAACUUGCUCCGCGCCGCCAAGCCUAACCAGUACUGGCACCUCUACCGCGGGCUUGUCAAGCUGCGGCGCGACCUGCACCACAACGAUCUCGACACGGCCGAGACGCUGCUUGCGCAGCUGCUGCAGAUCGGCUCCGAGGAGCUCGAUCCAGAUGUGGUAUUCAUUAUCGACUCGCUGCACAUCGAGGCACUGAUCCGGCGCAAGGACUUUGACGCCGCGUACGAGAAGAUCGAGCGGCUGAUCGCCAAGUUUCGUGAUGACCACCGGGACUUGUCUCUGCGUAUUCGGCUACUGCUGGUCAAGGCGCACCUCUUUGACUGCAUGGGCAGACCGGAAAGGGGGUUCUCAAUCACCAUGCGCGCGGCGAGCCUUGCGUGGCGUGCGCGGCUGCUCACCCUCCUGUGGCAGGCGGUUGGCGCUCUGGCCAACAUACUGAACGCGAUGGGCGAGUUCACUGCCGCUGUGCAGCUAGUAGAAGCAGUGCUGCCGCGCUCGAUGGAGUCGGAAAAUGCUUUCAACACAGGCAUACUGUAUAGUAUCCUGGCGGAUGCCAGGAUGGGACAGGCUGGAAAAGCUGCAAAGGCCAGGCAGGCGAUGACGACGACGGGAGAAACAGCAGGAGCGGCGGCCGCCGCGGCGGCGAGCUUGAUGAACAACAAAAAACUCGACCUCUUUACGAAGGCACACGAGGCGCUAGAGUGUGCGUUCAACCACUUCUCUGCGGCGGAAGAUCUGGAGAAGCAGUGCGAGACGUUGGCGAAGAGGGCGACCCUAAUGAAAGUGCUGGGGGAUCAUGCUCGAGCGGAGGAGUAUGCGGCGCGGUAUAUGGCUUUGAAGAGGCAGAGCUCGUCGGGCGAGCAUUCUAGUGUAUGGUCGACAGAUACAGGUACGCCAUAAUAUGGGUUGGGUGGGGCUCAGUGAAGCUCCAGUCGGACAUUUUUAUGGAGCAGUUCGGUUGUAAUG
Messenger RNA from Neurospora tetrasperma FGSC 2508, 2520 nucleotides. RefSeq lists its product as uncharacterized. The transcript is spliced from 3 exons. Gene Ontology annotation, molecular function: protein binding. The record is from RefSeq and is a predicted model, not a curated record. Gene Ontology annotation, cellular component: anaphase-promoting complex. NCBI's taxonomy places the organism in Eukaryota, Fungi, Ascomycota, Sordariomycetes, Sordariales, Sordariaceae. Gene Ontology annotation, biological process: anaphase-promoting complex-dependent catabolic process; positive regulation of mitotic metaphase/anaphase transition; protein K11-linked ubiquitination. Bases 1 to 2454 code for a protein of 817 amino acids.